GAAGGCGGUGUCGCCAUGGCAGCGCGGAAGCGGAAGGCGCGGGCGAUGGCGGCGGGCGGCGCGGCGCUGUGGCGGCGGCUCUCGGCCUGGCUGCCGCGGGGCCGCCUCGGCCUGGCCGCGCUGCUCGGCCGCCUCUCCGACCGCCUCUCCCGCGGUCGCGACCGCCGCGCCCGCAGAUCAUCAUGGCUCCUUCUAGCCCCAUUACUCACCCCUCCUGUUCCAGUGGUCACAGCCCCACCGUGUUCCCUCUGCCCAGAAGGAGCACACAGGUUCCAGUGGAUCGGGAAUCUAGUCCCAGAGUUUGGGAUCUCCAGCUCUCGUGUCAAGGUGCUCUCAUCCCCGGCGGAAUUCUAUGAACUCCUGAAGGUGCAGAUAAAAGCAGCCAGGCAGCGGGUGGUGAUGGCCUCACUGUACCUGGGAACAGGACUCCUUGAGCAGGAGCUGGUGUAUUGCUUAGAAGAAACACUGGAGAAAUCACUGCAAGCAAAAGACUCACCUGACCUCAGAGUUUCCAUUCUCCUCGACUACACCAGGGGUUCCCGGGGCAGGAAGAAUUCUCGAACAAUGCUGAUCCCGUUGCUGCAGCGAUUUCCCGAGCAGGUCCGUGUGUCCCUCUUCCACACCCCAAACUUGCGUGGACUGCUCCGGCUCCUGAUUCCAGAGCGUUUCAACGAGACCAUCGGGCUGCAGCACAUCAAGGUCUAUCUCUUCGAUGACAACGUGAUCCUGAGCGGUGCAAACCUGAGUGAUCUGUACUUCACCAAUCGUCAGGACCGCUACGUCUUGCUGCGGGACUCUCCUGAGAUUGCAGACUUCUUCACGGAGCUUGUGGAUGCCAUUGGAGAUGUGUCCCUGCAGUUACAGCAAGAUGAUACAGUCCAGAUGAUGGAGGGAAUGGUACACCCAUACCAAGGAGACAAAGUGGCUUACUGUGAGAUUGCCAACCGGAGGGUCAUGGAGGUCAUCAACUCUGCCCGCACACGGCAGGAGCUCCUUCAUGCAAAGACUUUCCACAGCAGCCAGCCAGGCAGCUCCCUCUUAUCCCAGCAAGGCUCUCAAACAGCUGGGGGUCUGAAACCAGAACCUGACACCUGGAUCUAUCCCUUAAUCCAAAUGAAACCUUUUGGGAUUCAAAUAGACGAGAUGGUCACAGAGACACUGCUGACAGAGGCUGAGCGGGAUGCCAGGAUAUACCUCACCACUGGCUACUUCAACUUGACACAGGCCUACAUGGACCUCAUCCUGGGCACAAGGGCUGAGUACCGGAUCCUCCUGGCCUCGCCAGAGGUCAAUGGGUUUUUUGGUGCCAAAGGGGUGGCAGGUGCCAUCCCUGCUGCCUACGUUUACAUUGAGCAUCAAUUUUACAGUGAGGUCUGCUGCCUGCAGCAGCAGGAGAGGGUGCAACUGCAGGAGUACUCCCGUGCUGGCUGGACGUUCCAUGCCAAAGGCCUCUGGCUGUACUUGGCAGGGAGUGACCUGCCCUGCCUGACCCUGAUUGGCUCUCCAAAUUUUGGAUAUCGAUCAGUUCAUCGGGACUUGGAAGCUCAGGUUGCAAUAGUGACAGAAAAUAAAGCCUUGCAGCAGCAGCUGCAUCAGGAGCAAGAGCAGCUUUACCUCUGCUCAGGUGUGGUCUCAACAUCAACAUUUGAGCAGCCAAGUCGUUAUGUGAAACUGUGGGUGAAGCUGGUGACACCUUUGAUCAAGAAUUUCUUUUGAAAGGAGAAAAGUUGCUGCUUUGGGUUGAAGGUCCAGACGUAGGUGGGCCCUCGCGUCCGUGUCUUGUAGACGGGGCAUUCGUAGACGUUGAUGGUGUCCAUGCGGUCCACGGGGAUGGCUCUGAGCAGGAUCACCGGCAUCUCGGGCGUCAGCUCCUUCAUGCGAGCAUCGGCGAUGGAGCCCGAGGGCACGUCCCAGCGCGCGCCUGCGGGGACAGCGGGGACUGUCAGGGACUGACGCUGCCCCGCUGCUCCCCCUGGCCGCUCCCAGGGCCGCUCCCCGGGGCCCUCCCUCACAGCUACGCAUGGCUGGCAGCUCCAAGAUUAAGGGUGGGUGGAGUGGCUCCAUGGGCGUUAGGUCUGACAUGUUCUCAUCUCACUGUGACCCACGACUGCAUUUGCCUUACUGUGUGUGGGAUGUCUGAAUAAACUGUGUCCCCACCCCUCCCUUCA
This is a messenger RNA of Serinus canaria (Common canary), 2168 nucleotides long. RefSeq names its product phosphatidylglycerophosphate synthase 1 (gene PGS1). Gene Ontology annotation, cellular component: mitochondrion. NCBI's taxonomy places the organism in Eukaryota, Metazoa, Chordata, Aves, Passeriformes, Fringillidae. Gene Ontology annotation, biological process: cardiolipin biosynthetic process. The record is from RefSeq and is a predicted model, not a curated record. Bases 16 to 1716 code for a protein of 566 amino acids. The transcript is spliced from 10 exons. Gene Ontology annotation, molecular function: CDP-diacylglycerol-glycerol-3-phosphate 3-phosphatidyltransferase activity.